AUGGGAAAAUUGACAUUUAUUCUCAGUGCAUUAAUGACUCAUAGUGAUAAGCUUGGAUUCUUGCAGGCCUUCUGGAGAAUGGAGCUUUUGAGCAAACUACCUUGGUUGGCCCUCGCCAUAGGCUUUCUCUUGGAGAUUCCAGAUGAUGCUGUGAUAUGGAGUGGGCCAAAGAGAGCAGCUUUUAUCAAACAAUUUCUUUCUGAUGUGGCAUGGGGAGAGCUUGACUAUCUCAUUGUAGAUGCACCUCCGGGAGCUUCUGAUGAACAUAUCUCAGUGGAGCAGGCCCUUUGCCAACAUAAACCUGAUGGAGCUCUGUCGGUUACAACACCUCAAGCAGUAUCUAUAGGAGAUGUGAGAAGGAAAUUGACAUUCUUUAAGAAAACUGGAUUACCUCUCAUUGGAAUAAUUGAAAACAAGAGUGUCUUUGUCGGCCUAAACUGUUCAGAAUGCACUAAUGUAUUUUCCAGGCAAAGUGGAGAAGCACUUUCUGGGCAGUCCGUUGUUCCAUUUCUAGGAUGUGUUCCUCUAGAUCCUCAACUGAUGCAUAGAAUGGAAGAAGGUAGAGAUUUCAACCAAGCCUUUCCAAAGAGUGCAACUUUUGAUGCCAUUAAUAAAAUAGUGGAGAAGAUUGUAAACAAUGAUAGUGAAUUCUCUGGACAUGAUACAUAA
This is a messenger RNA of Mobula hypostoma (lesser devil ray), 669 nucleotides long. Its product is annotated as cytosolic Fe-S cluster assembly factor NUBP2-like. Gene Ontology annotation, biological process: iron-sulfur cluster assembly. The record is from RefSeq and is a predicted model, not a curated record. The coding region runs from base 1 to 669 and encodes 222 amino acids. The transcript has 2 exons. Gene Ontology annotation, molecular function: ATP-dependent FeS chaperone activity; ATP binding; iron-sulfur cluster binding. Gene Ontology annotation, cellular component: cytosol. Lineage: Eukaryota; Metazoa; Chordata; Chondrichthyes; Myliobatiformes; Myliobatidae.